Messenger RNA from Haliaeetus leucocephalus (bald eagle), 1729 nucleotides. RefSeq names its product progestin and adipoQ receptor family member VII (gene PAQR7). The transcript has 2 exons. Lineage: Eukaryota; Metazoa; Chordata; Aves; Accipitriformes; Accipitridae. The coding region runs from base 555 to 1595 and encodes 346 amino acids. Gene Ontology annotation, cellular component: plasma membrane. Gene Ontology annotation, biological process: response to steroid hormone. Gene Ontology annotation, molecular function: steroid binding; nuclear steroid receptor activity. The record is from RefSeq and is a predicted model, not a curated record.
GGCAGGACUCGAGGCUGUUUCGGUUCAGUGCAGCAGCCGCAAGUGCGAAAGAGGUUUAUGAAGUUAAUUUUUCACUGGCUGCCUGUGCAUGUUGCAGUGUUACAGGAGGGUUUAGGAGGCCAAGCGAGGGUCAGGAUUGCCCUCUGUGAGAUACUGCCCUGAGCCAGGUAAGUUGUUUUUGGUGUGGGGCCUCUUUAACCAGGUGAGGUGGGGAAAAAAAACAUUCAAGAGGGAAGCUGAGCAGCAAACAGCCAGUUUUUAUCUGUGUCUGUGUUCCUCAGCUUCAGGAAGGCAUGAGUUACAAACCUCUCUACUCCAUUUUGAUUAGGAAAUUACAGAGGUUUUUAAAAUAAACAGUUCCAACCCCUCCUCCUCCUGUUCCCAAACUUUGAAGAGCUCUUCCUGUCUGAGCUGUCCCUGAAAUGACUAGCUUGCCAGGAGUUGAGGCGUAAAUCAGCACUGCAGCUGGACAGGAGUUGGGCUGUUUUCUUCAGAACUUGUCUGAGCAAGAGCAGGUUGUUCUGUGCGGUGGUGUCCUGGAGUUUGGCUGCAUCAUGGCAACGGUCAUCACCGAAAAGCUUAGCCGCCUCUUCGUUAAUGUGCGGCAGGUCCCUCAGCUGAUGGUCCCCCUCUCCCCUUCCACCGUCAGCAGCUCGGAGGUGCCAAAGGUCUUCUGGAAACCCUACAUCCACACCGGCUACCGGCCGGUGCAGCAGACCUGGUGCUAUUACUUCUCAACGCUCUUCCAGCAGCACAACGAGGCCAUCAACGUCUGGACCCAUCUGGUGGCAGCACUGAUCCUGCUGCUGCGGUUCCAGCAGCUCUCGCAUCGGGUGGAUUUUGGGCAGGACCUGCACGCCCAACCCCUCCUCAUCAUCAUCGUUGCGUCCAUCACCUACCUGACGUUCAGCACCCUCGCUCACCUUCUGCAGGCCAAAUCUGAGUUCUGGCACUACAGCUUCUUCUUCAUGGAUUACGUGGGGGUCGCCAUUUACCAGUACGGCAGUGCUCUGGUACACUACUACUACGCUAUCGAGCCAAGCUGGCACGAGAAGAUCAAGGGGUUUUACGUGCCGGCAGCUGUCCUGUUAGCGUGGCUGUCCUGCGCCGGUUCCUGCUAUGCCAAGUACCGGUACCACCAGUCCGCUCGCCUUCUGAGCAGGCUCUGCCAGGAGCUGCCCUCCAGCCUGGCGUACAUGCUGGACAUCAGCCCCGUGGUCCACCGCAUCUACACCACGCCGCCCUCUGAGCAGGCUGACCCGGCCCUUCUGUACCACAAAUGCCAGGUGCUGUUUUUCCUCAUCGGUGCCUUUUUUUUCUCACACCCUUACCCUGAGAAGUGGUUCCCUGGGAAAUGUCACUUUUUUGGGCAGAGCCAUCAGAUUUUUCACGUGUGCCUGGUACUCUGCACGCUGGCGCAGAUCGAGGCGGUGGUGUUGGACUAUGAAUCCAGGCGACAGAUCUAUUCCACUCUUCAGGGUGAUUUGGCGCAUAACUUCUCUGCCCUGUGCCUCUUCACUGUGACCUGCUCUGUCCUCACAGCUGCUUACAUGGCCCGGAAGGUGAAGAACAAGUUGAACUUCAAGGAAGAGUAAGAGCCCUGAAGGAGAAGCAGGUGACCUUACCUGAAUGGUUCAUCUCCAGCCAGCUGUGGUGAUGCUGGCACAAAUCUGGCCACAAACUUUGAAGAGAAAAGGAAUGAAAUGCUUCAGGAACUAGUGGUCUCUAU